Molecule: messenger RNA, 687 nt
Organism: Acanthosepion pharaonis
Lineage: Eukaryota; Metazoa; Mollusca; Cephalopoda; Sepiida; Sepiidae
Source: the annotation of a GenBank genome assembly
AUGAUCCAAAAAAUUGGUGGUGUGGCUCACACAUAUUAUUGUGAUGUUAGUCAAAAACACCAGAUAUAUCAAGUUGGUGAGAGAGUCAAGAAAGAAGUUGGAGAUGUAACUAUUUUGGUCAAUAAUGCUGGUGUGGUCAUAGGCAAAGGUUUUAUGGAUUGCCCUGAUGAUGAAAUUCUUAAUUCUUUCAAUGUGAAUAUAUUAUCCUACUUCUGGACAAUCAAAUGUUUUCUGCCCAAAAUGAUAGAAAAUAACCAUGGUCAUAUUGUGAACAUGUCUAGCUCACUUGGAUUAACUGGCCUCAACAAACUCACAGAUUAUUGUUCAACCAAAUUUGCUGUGGUCGGUUUCAAUGAAGUGCUUAGUUAUGAGCUUAAACAUGACCUUCACAAUGGAAUAAAGACAACACUUAUCUGCCCACAGUGUGUUGACACAGAUAUGUUUAAAGGUUGUAAUAUAAGGUUUCCAUCAAUCUGUCCAUUCAUGGAAGUUGACUAUGUAGUCAAGAAGAGUAUAACAGCUAUCCUCACUGAUCAAUAUAUGCUCUGUCUACCAAGACUUGUCUACUUCCAGGCAGCCUUGAAAUCAUUAUUACCAGCAGAUUCCUGGAUUGAAACAUGCAAGUUUCUGGGGACCAUGACAUUCAUGGAUAGUUUUAUUGGGAAUAAAAAGAAAUGUACUUGCUAA